AUGGCGACCGCCCCGACGACCUUUCCUCAGUUCUCGAGCCUCCCCACGGAGCUCCGCCGUUCUAUCUGGGAAGAAGCGGUGGCUGGCCCAUCAAUGCACGUCGUUGAUGGGUUAACCCUUGCAGCCAAUCAUCACCCUCCGCGAGAAGCUUCUUGGAGCAAGCACGAGUACAUCGCCUUCCUCGACAGUGUACCAAGCAUUCAAGAUGAAGACAGCCAACCGAAAAUGAAAUGGCCGCGGCGAUGUACGCGAGACCCUAGUAUGUAUCUUCACAGAAGGUUUCAGCGCCAGGCUUGUCAUGAGGCGGCAUCGGUGUCGUCUCUCAAAGCUCUGAACGUCAACACCGUCUACUUUCCGGGACAAGCCAGAAAGUUCGAUUAUGACAACGAUCGAGACGUGCUGCAUCUCCGCUUUUCCAGCCAGUAUCACGCCGAGUACGUCGAGCAGACGACUUCAUCGCACGGCAGUCCCCAUUUCAGCAGUAUAGCCGAAGCUCUUGAGGCUCACUGGAGUACAGAGAUGGCGCUCACUGUGUGGCAGGCACGACGCAUAGCCAUCGAUGUCAGAGAGACAUUGAUGCCCUUAAGUCUAGUCGAGAUUGAGUAUUUGGCAUCUUGUAUUCAGAAAGGCUUGGAAUGCAUUUACCUGAUAGACGAUGCCGAGGAAAGGGGUAGUAAGAGUGGACCAGAGCAUCUCAAUGCGUCAAGUCUUCAGCAGAGAGGGAGGCUCUAUCGCUUACUGCACAGCAGGCAGCUGAAGAAAAACGUCGGAAGAGAGCCCGAUGUUUUCCAGGGCGUGGGGAAAACGUACAGAGAGGUCUUUGACUUGGAGAAACUUGGAUGGACUGAGGCCCAUCCUGCAUUUGGCUUCGCAUGUCGCCUCUCGGCGUCAAUUGAUGCACAACAGUAUGACGGUGGCGAGGAAGUCUUCAAAGGGGUCAGGGUAUUGCUAGCAGAAGAGGACUAUGCUUAG
Colletotrichum gloeosporioides is the source of this 972-nucleotide messenger RNA. RefSeq lists its product as uncharacterized. The record is from RefSeq and is a predicted model, not a curated record. The transcript has 2 exons. The coding region runs from base 1 to 972 and encodes 323 amino acids. Lineage: Eukaryota; Fungi; Ascomycota; Sordariomycetes; Glomerellales; Glomerellaceae.